CUAGCAGAUAAGCUGAUAUUUACGCAAAACGCUCGCACUUAAGUAGCAAUAAACGACACGCUCAGUCAGAAAUGGAGCAACUGCUGCCCAAAAACGCGAUCUACCUGGACGAAGAAGUGAAGGAAGAGUAUCCGACAGUAGCACUGGGGUCCGACAGCAGCUUCCUCAACUUCAGGAAGCUGAAAGACUUGCGGCCCAUCUGCUUCCAUUGCGGCGACCACAAUCUCAGCUACGGAGCCAAGUAUUUCUGGCAUCGCUGCGGCAGCUUCAAGCACUUCUUCUGCUACUAUUGCUUCGACUACAGCCUGAAGAAAUACAGCCAUACCUGCGUCGAUGGCAAACCCAUUCUUGACGAGUGCAGAACCAUCGAACAUUUGCUGUGCGGAAAAAUCAAAUUCGAGUGUCAAUGGCCGGCUUGUAAGCAGAUCUUCGGCGGUUCCACCCUGAAGAAGCACGAAAUCAGCUGCGCAGUGCAGCCGAAACGCGAAUGUCCAGUGGACGGUUGCGGUUGGUCCGGUAAACUGGACGAAAUGGAGAGUCAACACUUCAAAACCCAUGAAAACAGCAAGUUGAUCUUACGCAACGUGGUGCUGAAGCUGGAAUCGGGCAAGGACUUCUAUUUGCUGAUCCUGGGCCAGUUUGUGCUGGCUCGAUAUGUUGCUGAGGAGUUAGGCGAGGUUUUCCAGCACAAUUUCUCUCUGAAAGUGUGCAAAGAGGUGCUGAGCUUCGCGAAACCAGUGGGUUUAGUAUCGGUUAACCACACACUCCUGAAGAAGAUUGAGGGCGACGACUCGGUGAAGAGUAUCAGGAGGAACGUUGUGCUGUUUGUGUACUUUGAAACUGUUCAACAAUUUAACUAAUUGUUUUUGAAUUUGUUCUUGUUGGGCUUAAAAAAUAGACGUUUUAGUCUU
Dendroctonus ponderosae (mountain pine beetle) is the source of this 911-nucleotide messenger RNA. RefSeq lists its product as uncharacterized. The record is from RefSeq and is a predicted model, not a curated record. The coding region runs from base 72 to 860 and encodes 262 amino acids. Lineage: Eukaryota; Metazoa; Arthropoda; Insecta; Coleoptera; Curculionidae. The transcript has a single exon.